Messenger RNA from Tupaia belangeri chinensis (Chinese tree shrew), 491 nucleotides. RefSeq names its product interleukin 2 (gene IL2). Lineage: Eukaryota; Metazoa; Chordata; Mammalia; Scandentia; Tupaiidae. The transcript has 4 exons. The coding region runs from base 1 to 465 and encodes 154 amino acids. Gene Ontology annotation, cellular component: extracellular region. Gene Ontology annotation, biological process: immune response. The record is from RefSeq and is a predicted model, not a curated record. Gene Ontology annotation, molecular function: interleukin-2 receptor binding; growth factor activity.
AUGCACAAAAUGCAACUCUUGUCUUGCAUUGCCUUCACUCUUGUCCUCGUCACAAACAGUGCACCUACUUCGAGCUCUACCGUGGAUACAAAGGAACCACUGGAGCACUUACUGCUGGAUUUACAGAAGAUUUUGAAUGGAAUUAAUAAUUACAAGAACCCAAAGAUGCUCUCCAGGAUGCUCACAUUUAAAUUUUAUACACCCAGAAAGGCCACAGAAUUGAAACAUCUUCAGUGUCUAGAAGAAGAACUCAAACCUCUGGAGAAAGUGCUAAAUUUAGCUCAAAGCAAAAACUUUCACUUAAAAGAUACCAGGCAAUUAAUCAGCAACAUCAAUGUAACAGUUCUGGAAUUGAAGGGCUCUGAAACAUCCGUGUGUGAAUAUGAAGACAGGGUAGCAACUAUCGUGGAAUUUCUGAAUAUGUGGAUUACCUUCUGUCAAAGCAUCAUUUCAACACUGAGUUGAAUUAAGUGCCUCCCAUUUAAAAUGUA